CGGAGGCGGCGGGUUGUGGUUCCGCUUCCGUCGCGGAGACACGUGAAGGUCGGUGAGUUGGUGGCGGAGUGCAUCUCGGCACGCGUGGUCGCGCUGGGAUGGAUUCCUCCUCGUCUUCCUCCUCCGCGGGCUUGGGCUCGGUGGAUCCGCAGCUGCAGCAUUUCAUCGAGGUAGAGACGCAGAAGCAGCGCUUCCAGCAGCUGGUGCACCAGAUGACUGAACUUUGUUGGGAGAAGUGCAUGGACAAGCCUGGGCCAAAGUUGGACAGUCGGGCUGAGGCCUGUUUUGUGAACUGCGUUGAGCGCUUCAUUGAUACAAGCCAAUUCAUCUUGAACCGACUGGAACAGACCCAGAAAUCCAAGCCAGUCUUCUCAGAAAGUCUUUCUGACUGAUCUCAGCAUUACCUCUUUGGAAAAAGAAGGUAGUUCAAGAAAUGAAGAGCUGUUGAUGGGGCAGUUGAAGAAAACGCUAUGGGGGAUUGGCUCCCACCUUUGUUACUCUUGGGACAUCCGGUCAUCUAAGAAUGAACAAAGACCAAUUUUGUGGGGUGGGGGGUUGGGGUCAUAUGUGUAUUUGGUUGUAUUUUUUAAUGCUAACCUUUUGAAAAAAUUGACAGAUGAAUGGAAAGUUAUUAGAUGCCUAUUACUCUAUGUGGGACUCUGUUUUUCUCAGUCCCAUUAACUGCUUCCUGUAAUUCUGAUAGUGGAACUGCUUUCUAUAAUUUGAUAGUGGGACCACAUAGGUAAAAAUCUGUCAUUUGUGUGAACUCAUUUCAGAUCUCUGGGGAUAUUGAUAUACAUCUUUGUUUCUCUCAGAAAGGGUGGCAGUGAGGGAAGAGUAAUUUGCUACCUAACUGUAGACUCUCCUUAUCUAGUUUUUGACUGUGCUGGGGGAAAAAAUUCUAUGGACUAUUCAUACAGUACACUUCAGCAUUCUAGUCUAUCUCCCUUAUUCUGUGAGUUACUUAAAUAUCUACAUAAAGUAUGGGUCUUGAGGUAGUACAAGCAGCCUGAGCAUCUAGAGGCCUUUAGUUAUAAAGGACUCGAGACAGUGAACAUAAUUCUCAUUACUAAACUGCCCCUGGAAGAAGUUAACUUACAACCCUGUGUAUCAGGUCCAGAAAAUUUAAAGAUGUGCCUAAAUCAGUUGUAAAGAUUUAGGCCAGUCAGAAACUAACUGCAAUUUCAGGUGGAGGUGCAUGCCUAAUGUUAAUCAGUAUAGAUUCCAUUUAUUGCAUUCUUUUGAUCACUGAAAUAAAAGCUUCUACACAAGUCAAGUCUGAUUGAGAAGGCUUUCUAUUCUGGCUAUCACCUACGACCUGGAGAGACUGGGUGUGGGCUGGAUCCCAGGCUGGAUGCAGUCAUUCUGGGCACCUGCUCUGUAAGUUACAGCACAGUAUUGCAGGGAUCCCUGAUCUUUUUGUGAGAAAAGAAUUUUGAAAUAAGAUGGGGAUGGAAAGAAUUCAUUGCUGAUAGUCAAUUCCCUGAGUCUAGUAAGAGAGAUUAUAUUGACUGAGUUCCCCUCUAUGACGAAUCCUUAUAGACAAGAGUAGUGACCUACAGAAGCACUUGUUGGGAGCCAAUAGUGCAAAUCCAUGAAAGCUGGGGGAACACAUUUAUAGAAAGCCUCAAGUUCCUGUUUAGCCUUUUCCCUUAUAAGCACUCGAAGAAAAUGUUUUAAAAUCCCGAAGAUAGCACGGCUCAAUAAACAAUUUAGUGCUGACCCUGUGCCAGACACUGCUUUUGGUGCCAGGGACUCAGCGGUGCUCAGAAAUAGUCCCUGCAUGUGUGGAGUUUAUGUCAUAGUGAGGGGAGAAAAGCAAAAAACACGUAUCAGUAUGUCAGUUGAUGUAAUGAAGGCCUUGGAGAAAAAGCAGAGUAGGGGUAUUAGGAAGGUUUGUGGCUGCUAUUUGAGAUAAGAUGGUUAGAGAAACCUCUUUGGGAAGGUGGCAUUUCAGCUACUUUUCAUCUAAAAGAACUACAUGACCAAGACAUGUAGGUGUCUGGGAGAACAUUUCAGGUGGCGGUGACGGCAUGUCCAAAGGCCCUGAGGUGGGAGGUACAUGCUAAGGUGCCAUGUGGGACAGUCAGCAGGUCACCUUGGCUGGAGUAAAAUAAGUGAGAAUGCUAAGAAAUGAGGCUGGAGAUGCAUGGGGUGGGGAGCAGCAUAGAGCAAGCACUGGGCAGCUAGGGUGUUGCAGGCCAUUGUAAGGACUUGGCUUUUACCAAGCGAUGUGGAGAACCACUUGAGGGUUUUUUGCAGACAAGUGACAUGCUGUAAUGAGUUUUAGGCGAACUUGGCUGCUGUUUGGAGAACAUAUACAUGAUAAACAAGCAAUAGUAGUCACAGCAGCAAGGGCAAAGCAGUCAGAAGUCCAGGAGUAAUCAGGCUUUGAGGGUAGGUGCCAGAGACCAACUCCGGUGAACAGGGUUGAGAGAGGAAUCCGAUUGAGCCUUAGAAAUUGCCAAGAAAUGAUAGACACAAAAUAGAGUUUAAGCAGGAGCCAGGGGACACAAGGCCUCUCUUUAGUGCUCACUCACUUUAGUGCUUAUUCUCUAUAGUGCCCGGGGCAACUCAUUUUUUUUUUUAAAGAUUUAUUUAUUCAUACAAUCACUGGGGUACAGUCAGAAGCACAGGAGGGGUGAGAGAAUUCACCAGAGCCAGAGCAGAGAGCAGAACAGGCAGACCGAAGAAGUAUACUGCUGAGGGGAACAGUGGGUGGCAGGAGAGGUCUGUGCGCCAUGUGGGACCCUCGCCGGUGGCUGGGGAUCGAACCAGCGCUGCAGAGGCUGUGGGCAGCUUGCAGCCCAGCGCUCAACUGCUGUGCCACCUGGGAGGCCCAUGGAACUCGUUUUUAUUGAUACAAGCGCUGCCCCCCCACCUAGGGUUAGUUACCAGACAAUGAAGUAUUCUCUUAAUGUUUGGCCUUGUCUGGGCACACAUUCACUGCCAAGGUUCUGCGCCAUCAGGUCUUUCUGUUUUUCUAAUCUAGUCUGUCCCCUAGACCUAGCUGCGCAGACACAAGAAAGAACAUCCCUUGUAUGCGGGCCAGUCCUCCCACCCAGGCUCAUCAGUUUUUUAGCCAUGACCUUGAUGUCUUCCUUGUCUCAGCACUGCAGGCCUUAGGGGUCUCCAACAGGUAGGUAUCUGGCAUAUGCCUUGUGUGUAUAUAUGCCCCUUUUGAUUUUUUUUUGCCCCACAAAAUUGUGUUCAUGUAACCCCUCAAGUCAUACAAAAGGAUCCUUUAGUCUUUUCCUUCUUGUCUUUAUUCUUCUUUCUUACUAUUUUAUUCCUAUAUUUCUCAUGCCUUCACUUAGUAAAGUAACUCAUUACGUUUAGGCAUGAACUUCAGAUUCUCUGUUCUACAGUAUUGUUGCUUGCUCAGCUAAUAUGCAUGAGAAAGAGGAGGUGUCAGAUUCACACAAGAGCUUGAGCACCAAAUGUGUGUUUGGCACAAGACAACAGGAAAGAAGGUAGAACAUUUACCCCCACCCUCAGGUUAAAUGUCAGAGCAACAGUUUGGGUUUUUGUUUGUUUUUUUCAUCUCAGAAAUUUGUUUUCAGAACUUGAUGGAAAGGUGGUACUGUG
Molecule: messenger RNA, 3588 nt
Organism: Talpa occidentalis (Iberian mole)
Lineage: Eukaryota; Metazoa; Chordata; Mammalia; Eulipotyphla; Talpidae
Gene: TIMM8A
Product: translocase of inner mitochondrial membrane 8A
Exons: 2
Coding region: 99-392 (97 amino acids)
Source: RefSeq, a predicted model, not a curated record